Messenger RNA from Darwinula stevensoni, 2850 nucleotides. The record is from the annotation of a GenBank genome assembly. NCBI's taxonomy places the organism in Eukaryota, Metazoa, Arthropoda, Ostracoda, Podocopida, Darwinulidae.
CACAAGCGCAUUGCCAUGUGAUAAAAUACAUCCCCCUUCUCCUCUGCCGCCAUUCAUGAAAUUCUUCUCUCUUCAUUCGGGUUUACAAUGAAUGAGACGCUUCAAAAAAGAAAAUUGGUAGAAGAAUUGAGGAAAGCGAGCCAAGCGAUAGAAGGAAAGAACCCGUCGACAUACCCUCUCUCAUUCCGGCCCAUCCAGGAUGGUAGAUACUCCUUGGGCGUAGAUGAGGAUGACAAGCAAUGUCUGAAUGUCCUCUUCCUCGGCUUGGCCGGAUCAGGGAAGUCGAUGUUGGAGGAGGCGAUGGCAAAUUACGGGCUGGGAGUGGAUUUUUUGGAUCCGUAUCGAUUUCAGGUGAAAGUGGACGAACCCACGGAGAAGAUCACUUCACAUACCUUUUUCACCAGAGACAAGAAAAGGUUCCCUCGUCCUGUCACCUUCAUCGAUACACCUGGCUUGCAAAGAGGGACGGUCGCGCAGGACUGCAAGUUGAUGGAAGACAUUCGUGUUUACAUCCGAUCCAAACACGCGCUCGGGAUCCAUGCCAUCAUUUAUGCUGUCCAAAACUCUCAGGCGAGACUAAGGACAGAGCAAAGACAUGUAUUGGGAAAUAUGGCCAAUAUAUUCGAAGACCAGAAGAGUAUUCAGGAUAUCUCCUAUUUGUUUUGCACAUUCGCGGACAGCAAAAAACACCCCGCCUUAGAAACUGUGAAUGAGGCGGGACUGAAAUACAAGAAGCAUUUCGCCGUGAACAGCUCCUCCUACUUCGUCAAGGACGAUGAAAAUGGCCAAUCCAGUGACGACGACGAGAACGAACGGAGAGGGGGAAAAUUGGAGUCCAUCAACAAACUCCUGUUCGACAUGACGACGAAGAGCUAUCAGGAAUUCUUCGACGCCAUCCAGGAAAACCUGCCCAUUCCAGUCCGCCACGAUCCCCGCCCCGGUCCGAGCCGCUAUCCCCGCCUUGAUCCCCGGGCCGAUCACAGCCCCAGAAGGGAAUAUCCUCACCAGGGUACUAAUGUGGUGAUACCAAACACGGGAAGGCAAGAUGAGGGAUUUCCUUUCGCGCCUGUCCCAGCGCUGCAACAGCAAAAGAUGAGGGAUCCUAAGAACGAGACAUUUGAAGGGAAAAUUGAGGAUUUGAGAAAAGAAAGCAAAGUAAUAGAAGGAGAGGACCCGCCGGCCUACCUUCUCCCAUUCCAGCCCAUUCCGACUGCAGGUGGUAGAUUCCGUUUGGGAGGAGAUGAGGAUGAUAAACAAUGCCUGAACGUCCUCCUACUUGGCUUGACUGGAUCAGGGAAAUCGACGCUGUUGGAGGCAAUGGGGAAUUAUAUUCUGGGAGUGGAAUUCUGGAAUCCCUAUCGAUUCCGCGUGAAGAAGGACUACGGACCCACUGAGAUGAUCACCUCCCACACCUUCACCAGGGACAAAAGAAGGUUCCCUCGUCCUGUCACCCUCAUAGACACGCCUGGCUUCCAAAAGGGUACGCUCGGGGAGGACUGGAAGUUGAUGGAAGACAUCCAUGGAUUCAUCGGAUCCAAACACGCGCUCGGCAUCCACGCCAUCAUUUAUGUCGUGCAAGCCUCCCAGGGGAGAUUGACGACAGAGCAAAGAACGGUAUAUGGGUAUAUGGCCAAAGUCUUCGAAGAGCACGAGAGAGUCCCGGAGAUCUCUUAUUUGUUUUGCACAUUUGCGGACGGCAGAAAGCUCCCCGUCAUAGAAUCCGUGAAAGAGGCUGGACUGAAGUACAAGAAGGAUUUCCCGGUGAACAGUUCCUCCUACUUCGCCAAGGAGGAAGAAAACGGAUCUUCCAGUGACGAGGACGAGAAAGACGAGAAAGAAGAGAAAAGGGGGACCAUCAAUAAAUUGCUGUUCGACAUGACGACGAAGAGCUAUCAGGAAUUCUACGCGGAUAUCGAGCGGAAUCGCCCCAUUCAAGUCCGCGAUCUUCGCCCAAGAAAGGAGGGUGGAAAGGAGGAUGGAAAGGAAGAUACCCUCUUGAAGCCUGACAAGGCGAGUGUUCUGAUAGAGCGAGACGAGGAUAUUCCCCCUGCGGAGACCCGGACGAUGCGAGAUAGAUUCUGUGUUUUCACGGGUUGGAUUAUACAAAAUCCCUUGUUGGCGGUUGGGGUUGUGGUCGGCACGGGGGUCCUCUUCGUUCUCAUCGGUCUGUUCAUCAGGAAAUACACUGGUCAUCCCAACAAGGACUGAUUAUCGCGACUAUCAUCAUUGGGGCGAAUAUCAGCGCGAUAGAAAAUAAAGAGACAAAAAAUAUAUCUGCCCAGCUUCAUCAAUUUUUCCAUGAAUUUAAUUGAAAUUCCAUUCGAAAUUGCACGAACGUUCAUUCCAAAUUUAAGUUAAUUUAAAAAAAAAUGUAAAGGAUGGCAAAGCCUGAAUGAAAAUGCAUGUGCAAAGAGCGAAAAAGUUAAAACAAAUGUUGACCAUUUUUUCAAUUAGGAGCCAAUUGUAUUUUUUUUGUAAGAUGAAGUCAAUGUUGGGAAAAAAGGAAUUUCGGUAUAAUGGAAUAUAUUGCCUAUUUUUUUUUACAUAGUCAUGUUACUCCUUGGAAACACUGGAAUCACACCGCUGGAAAAACCUAAUGAGGAACCAUGAGGUUUCGCAACGUUCCCAUAAGAACGUUGUGAGGCCUCAUGGGAACUCAUAUAAUCCUCAAGAGACCGUUUUCAACGAUCAUGAGAAACUUCACAAUCCUCAUGAAAAAUAGGGAGUUCCCCGGAGAAAGCCGUGUUAUUUUAUGAGAACUCAUGAGUAAAUAAUGUUAUUUUAGGGGUGAGAAAUGCAAAGAUGUAUCAUCUUAUAUGUUAUUAUCUAAUAAACUGAAAUGCUUCUUUA